CAGCUGCAUGAGUAAAAUUAAAUUCUAGUAUUUAACAAACUGAUCAUAUCCCAGUAGGAGAAGCUAGUGAGGUGUGUGCACCUCAGCUGGCUGUAGGUUAAAAUCAGGCUGCCUCACUGGGGCUGUUUGAACUGUGUGGAACAUGUAUUACAGUGCUGUGGAUCACACAGUGAGGAUACAGAUGGUAUUACCCUGCUCAGGUGCCACAGCAGCACCUCCAGUAGAAGUUUCUCUGCUCUCUUAGCAGGUCUCAGGUACCCUGGCAGCACUGCACAUGAGUGCUAUCUCCUGUGCAGGAUUUCCUGAGAACACUGUGACCCUUAGUGAGGCACCUGAAGUUCCUCAGAAUGCUGAUUAAGGUCACUGUAAAGCCUGCUAGUACUCUUUGCCUGACAAACUAAGCUGCAGACUGGCCUUAUCACACUCCAGAAUCGAAGCCCAUUAGGCCUUAUCUUGGGACUUUCAAAAGAUAAGGAUGAUUGGAUGUCUGGGGUUUUAUUUUGGGGGGAUAGGAUCUUUUUGGCUGGGAAUGGCCAAAAACAGUCAACCUCUCAUCCCUGAGAGGUUGCUGUCCAUCACACGUGGCACAAAGACAGGGGCCACUAAAGAUGUGAGGUCUAGUACAUCCCUUGAGUUUUUGCACAUUAGUGGUGCUGCGGCCUCCCAUCUAUUCUGAACCAUGCUCCUAUAGUUUUACAUGUUUUAUUACCAGCAAUUAGGCUAAUAUCAAAUAAAUAAUCACAGGAACCUUCUCAUACUGUAAGUUGUUCCUCACUUUGCUCCCUAUUAUAAAUAGAUGAGAGGAUUUUUAAACCUCCUCCUUUCUGUCUACAUUUUGGUGGUUUGGUUUUCUUUUUAACCAGAGAAAGCAAAACAUCUGCUGAGAGCUAAACCUAAAUGCAGAGAGGAGCACAGUCAUUUGCUUUUAUUUCCUCCAGCUGAGCUCUGUCCUUAUCAGACUGGCAGAUGAAGGAGCUAAUUACUGGUGGUUGAGGAUUGGGUGUCUUCUUUGUUUGCCUGUCCUGGGUUUUGGAAGUGACCAUAAUUCCUUAUUUACUUCACAGUUCCUGCUCUUUGGGGAAGUUCUUUGUCUUCAGGGUUCAAAGGCAAAGGGUGUAGGAAGGUGAAGCAGAGAAAAAAGUCAAAGCUUUUCUUUUCCAUAGGCCAACUUGCUGAAUUAUUGUGGGAGAUAACCUUGGUAAAUUCCAUGAUAUGGUUCUUGCUUGAUCCUUACUUCUCUUGCAUUUGUGUCACUGUAAAUUAAGACUGAGUACUGUAUAUUUAGUUCUCUCUUAUUUUUUAUCCUUUAGCUGUAGCUACCUUCAGAGCUUUAGUAGAGCUAGCCUGGCUGUUCUCUGAGUUCAAGAAUCAGUGUUAUUGUGGGUGUUUGUAUGAUAAAUGCAGGAUAGACUUUUGAUCAGUUCUCAUUUCAACUUCAGAUCGUGACUCCCCUUUGAAAGCAGCAACUUCAACGAGAGUUAUAGGACAGGGUGUAGCUUGUUUGCAUAUUGCUCUCUGCUUAGGCUCAUUUUGCGUUUGUGCAGUAAUGCUCUGAUCGCUAUCACCCUGCAAUUAUUCCUUAUUGCCACUUCACUACCACUCAUGUCAGCAAAACAAGAGAGCAGAGAGCACUGGUGAUUGCCCCAUUUCUCUCUGAAAAAGUGGCUGGACAAGGCAGUGCAAUUCAUGUGUAAGUAGUGUAAGAUACAAAUGUUCGUAUUCCAGCUGUUGUUAAUACAGUAAGAGAGACUACUAGUUGCAGAUAAUCUUCACAGAGAUGGAAGUGACCUCACUUCCUUAUUUCAGUCUCUAGAUCUUUAUUACUAUAUCAGGUUAUUGCCUCAUGGAUAUGGUUUCGGUUUGGAGCAGUGUGUAGCACUGCAGCUGAGUGCCUGCAAGUUGGGUUAAGCGAUAAGAGUUCAUUGCUUCACAGCUGUGAUGAGGAGAGCAGGAGAGAGAUGGCUUUCAAGCAAAGAAAGAGGGUGAAUGGGCAGUGUUUUGCUGCAGGCUUCUCUUCAGGAUUUGGGAUUCUGUUUUCAGAUCUAUCACAAGCCUGUUGUGUCAUAUCAGAUGGAAUAUCAAAUCUUCUCUCUCAAUUUAUCUGUCAGUCAAAAGAUAUUAAUAAUGUAGCAGAGAACUGUAGGAUUUGAUAAGUUGUUCCUGUUAAGACUGCAGUGUUUCAGAAGGAAAUCCUAACCUGUACUCACACUCCUGCUUGGUAAAAUACAGCAUGGAAAGUACCGCAUAGAGUGGGAGGAGGUGGGGAACAGACAACAGAGUCACUCUGCAGUUAAAAGAGCUGCUGUACAGUUCAAGCAGGUGACAUACCAUUAUUUGGAUAUUUUCUAUGCUGCUCUUUAAAUGCCUGUGAGCUGGUAGAUCACUAACUUCUUUUGAAAUGUUUCUGUUGUGAUUUGACCACUGAUACUUCGCAGAAAGGGUUACUGUUCUAUCUCAGGUGUCAAGGCAAAACAAAUUGUUACAGACCAGCAAAUGAAUAAAUUUAGAGUUUCAGGGUAGUUGAGAAGUGGUUGUGUUUCUACACAGGGAUCUCGUCAACUCAUUUACACUGGUUGACCCAGCAGAAGCUGCUGAAAUUGCUGGGUUUAGACUGCGGUCAGGUUAGUGUGCAGACAGGUACAUGGCCACUGUAACUGGCAGCUGGAAUUGUACCUCCUAAAUUCUGGCUGGCCCAGGCUGCAAGCUGCUCUUGUGCCAUGUCGUUGGGUGCUGGUGGAGCCUGCAGCAUUGCAAUAUCUGAUGAUAUCAUUUUACUGUCUUUCCCUAUACAGGCUGAAGGGAAGGCAGUGCUAAUAACAGGCUGUGACAAAGGUUUUGGACAUGCCUUGGCAAAACAGCUUCACGCAAAGGGAUUUACUGUUUUUGCUGGAUGCUUGCUCAUGGAUGAGAAUGGGGACGGAGCCAGGGAGCUGAAGAACAUGAAGUCAGAUCGCAUGCAGGUGCUACAGAUGGAUGUGUGCAGUGACCAGGAGGUUGCUCAGGCUGUGGAUUUUGUAAAGAGGACCCUGAAGGAGCCAGAGGAAGGUUUGUGGGGCCUGGUGAACAAUGCUGGUGUCUCAACCUUCGGAGAGGUGGAAUUUGCAAGUUUAGACAACUACAAGAAGGUGGCAGAGAUCAACCUGUGGGGCACUGUGAGGGUGACAAAGGCUUUCCUGCCCCUCAUUCGCAGAGCUAAAGGCCGUGUGGUGAAUAUCACAAGCAUGUUGGGACGGAUGGUGAGCCCAUCUCGCUCCUGCUAUUGCAUUUCCAAGUUUGGAGUGGCAGCCUUCUCCGACUGCCUCCGGCAGGAGAUGUACCGCUGGGGUGUCAGAGUCAUCCUCAUUGAGCCCAGCAACUUCGUGGCAGCCACAGGCAUCCUGACGGCAGAGGGCAUCGACAGGCAGGCUGAGGCGCUGUGGAGCGGGGCCAGUGACACCGUGCGGCAGGACUACGGGAGGGACUAUUUCACUGGCCACGUGGCCCGGAUGAAGUCCUUCGUUAACAGUGGCCUGAAGGACAUGUCUCUGGUCUUGGAUGACAUCACCGAUGCGCUCACCUCCCCAUGCCCGAACAACCGUUACAGUCCCAUGGAGAUCUACUGGUGGGUGAGGCUGCAGGUCAUGACUCACCUGCCCACUGCCAUUGCCGACUGGCUCUAUGUUGCCGGGGCCACCCUGUAGGUGGCCGUCCUUCAGGCAUCCUUCCAGUGCUCGUACGUACACACAGUCAGAGCUGACUCAGUCGGGGCUGUUCUGCACCCACUGCUGAUGCAUCUCCCCUCUAGAUGUGUGUGCUUUCACUUCAGGUUAUGGCUUCAGGUCUUCUGUUGUGGGAUGCUGAGAACAGCAUGGCUUUUUUGUUUAUUUUUCCUAAUUCUUGCUUUUUAUAUUCCCUGCUGUCCUGAUUUAAGUUGAAAGGUGUCGUCUUUUUAACUGUGGAGGAGGCAGAGGAAGGUUAACAUAAUGGGUCAAAUAUGUGGCUAGUGUAAUUAGGUCAGCAGAGCUCCCCCAGUGAUAAAUUUGGCUCAUUAAUGGGCUCUUGCUUUUCCUUAAAAGGACAGGCUGCUAAUAGCAGAGCAAAGCUGUUGCUAUGAGAUGUCUUGAAGGGAGAAACUAAAAUGGGAAACAGAAGCAGAGUUUUCCAUUGAAAAUGGGUCAGUCAGCCUUCCGUUCAUGAUACUGCUAGGAAGCUCUGCUGUGCUGUGACUGUCUGUUCUUUCCAGGAAGACAGCAACACUGCCUCUAAACAGCCUCAUUACCUAGCUCAGGGGGGUCAGAUUCCUGCAAAGAAGGGUUCUUCCCUCCCAGCACUGUGGCCAGGAGAUGCCAGAGCCUGUGACUGUGGACAGGCUGGGCAGGGAAAAGCCCUUCCAAAAAUGCAGGAAGUCUGAGCCAUCCCUCAGUCAGUCCCUGUGGAUGAUGGGACUUGCAGCCUCUCUCCAUUCGCUGCUGAUGAGCUUUGUGGCUCUGACUGCUACUUUAGGUACUGGUGCCUGAACCACCCAACCGUGGUACACUGUCCAGCCAUCCCCCUGCUUCCCUCAUGUCAUUGCCCUGUGCUAGGCUCCCUCUUGUUGGUGAGGGAACUGCUCUUGCUUUCCCAAAUCCAUUUUUUGGUUUCAUCCUCUCAUCACCUGAACAGUGACAGGGCACUGUACAGCUAGUGUGGCCUGACUGUGAGCUCUGGAAGGGUGCUUCAAGUGACGUGUUCCUUUUUUUCAAUAUUGCACAAUGAAAUUUCCAUGUCACACAUGAUUGUCUCCUCAGAGAACCUCCUGCUAAUGGAUAUGAGCUACUUGUGCACAGUGUCCCCAAGGGUCUCUUCUGUUGGCCAUAUACAGGGAUUUCAAUCAUUUUUCCAAGCUUUGGGGCUGCCUGGCUUCAUGCCCCAUUCCCUCUGUCCCAGUGAUGACCAGUAGUGGAGCAGCCAGCAGGCCUCGAGUGCUGCUGGCCAGGCUGGGACCCUGCCUUCUUACUCUAGGGACCAGAUUUCCCUUCCACUGCUAAACUUUGUUCUGUUUUGUCCUAUAACAUUAAGUGGCUCUGAGAAGAGCUUAUUGUUUGCUCAUUCCUUAUCUGUCUCUGCUAGCUCUGAUGUGAAAACUGUGCCAUAAACUUUUUAUAUGCUGCUGGCUAUAAAUGCUUGGAGUCUGCAUGCAGCCAUGAAUGCUGUGAUGCCUGAGGAGGAGAGCAGGCUUCCCUUGGAGAUGCUGUGGAGGUAGCUUAUAUAACAAGUAACAGCUACUGGUAAUGCUGGCUGUCCAGUUCUUUUCUGUUCCAGAUCAUCGGCACUUGGAGAUCACCUGGGAUCCAGGACCCAGAACGAUCUCACUGAACUGCAGCUUAAGCAGUGUUGUAAUCACUUCUGCCCCCUGCACUGUGAAAUGUGAGUAAUGUUAAGUAGCACUGAUUUGCACAGAGAGAAUAAACUGAGAUUUGUA
This is a messenger RNA of Athene cunicularia (burrowing owl), 5440 nucleotides long. Its product is annotated as D-beta-hydroxybutyrate dehydrogenase, mitochondrial-like. The transcript is spliced from 4 exons. Lineage: Eukaryota; Metazoa; Chordata; Aves; Strigiformes; Strigidae. The record is from RefSeq and is a predicted model, not a curated record. Gene Ontology annotation, molecular function: oxidoreductase activity. Bases 2718 to 3680 code for a protein of 320 amino acids.